AUGCAAACUUCCGCCAUGCCAUCGACUUUGCCAGCCAUCGUGCCCCCGCGCAUCAGCCCCGGCGCCCAGGAACUUAGUACUAGCUACUCCGAUGAGCGCGGCUUCGCGUUGUCAGGCCUUACAGCAGCCUCCGCAGCUCUCCGAGGCGCCUUGUUCGAAGCCACCGGCCGCCCCGGCCCCGGACCCGGACCUGGCCCCGGCCCCGGCCGCCCCCUUAGCGCCACGACCAUAGCGCUCAUGAUGACCCCGGGCCCUAUGGGGGCCCCGGGAUCAAACCCAGGCUCGCCACUCCUCACAUCGGGGGCAAGUGUACCGGGCGGCGGCCCCGGGGGCCCUUCCACCCGGGGGAGCCCGGGGUCUAUCCUAGGGUUUCUGAGUGGGGGCGGCAUGGGGGUUGGGGGAGUGGGCGGAGGGGGCCCCCCGGGGGCCGGAGGGGCAGCAGGCGGAGGGGGGCCCCUGGCGCAGGAGGCCGUUCAGUCGGCGGCAGCUCUGCGGGCGGCGGCGGAGGUGCUCGUGGAGGCGCUGGAGGCGGCGGUGCGGGCUAGGGAAGCUCAGAACCGGGCCAUGCUGACCGCGUCCUCCUCUUCCUCUUCCUCCUCCGGCCCCCGACCCGCUCGCCAUCCCAGCGCCACCGGGCCCGCGGGGCUGUCAGUUAUCGCCUCCACACCCACCUCCGCCACGGAGGAGCGGCUGGGGUGGGUGAGGGCGCUCGUGAAGCAAACGGAGGGCGGGCAGGCGUACGCGGCGGCGGCGGAGGAGCGGGAGAGGGAGAGGGAGCGGCAGACGGCGGGGGGUGAUGCAGGCGGCGAGGUGGCGGCGCCGCCCGGUCCCGUCAGGCGCGGCCCGCUGCCCGCCCUCCGCCCCAGUCGCCGUGAGGAUGUCGUACUGCUGCAAGGCUGGUUGGGGGACAUGUUGCAGCAGGUGGCGGCGGCGGGGGCGGCCAGGCAGCAGCAGGCGGCGUUUCAGGCGGCAGUGGCGGCGGCGGCAGCGGCGGCGCCGGGGACGGCGGGCGCCUCCGCUGCGGCGGGGGCGGUUUCGGAGCCUGGAAUUGCGGCUCAGCAUGCUGCUGAGCUGGCUGACGCUGCGCUUUAUGUGGUUGGGGUUGCCCUGGAGGAGCUCAGGCGGCAGGUGGCGGCGGAGUGCAGGGAUCGUGGAGAGCUGUUGGGCCAUUUGGUGGAGCAGCAGUCCGCCCUGGUGGCGCUGCGGGGGGCGCUGGCGGCGGAGGGGCGGGUGGCGGAGGCCUCGGCGCAGUGGGCGGCGGUUCUGGCGGACCGGGAGAAGGACCGGGAGGGGCUGGCCGCGGGCAGGGCGGCACAGGACGCGCCGGAAACGGAGGGGGCUUCCGUUUCCGUGGCCAGCAGUUUGGCUGCCCAGCUGGUUGCUGCCCACCACGCUGUUGAGGCGGCAGAGCGGCGGUUCCAGCUUGCCGAUGCGGCCCUGGCGGGAGAGGCGGCCCGGAGGGCGGCGGCCGAGCAGCAACUGGAGGCGACGAGGGAGCUGCUCAGGAGACAAGAGCACGAGUGGCUGCACCACCGCGCCGUCAACCAGCGGUUAGAGAACGAGGUCCAGGGGCUGCGGGAUAAGCUGGAGGCGGCCACCCGCACCGCCUCGGUGGCGGAGGCGACUGUGGAGGCGGCACGGGAGCAAACCAGGAUUGGCAGGGAUGACGUCUCCCAGCUGGAGGCCGCACUGGCCCGCAUGCGUCAGCAGUACGAGGGCAACGAGAUCCUGGUGGCCGCCCAGCGGCAGCAGAUACGGGAGCUGGAGGCGGCGCUGGCGGCGCUGAGGGACCAACACAGGGAGCAGGCGCUGGCGCUGGGGAAGGUGGGCAAGGUGACUGAGAAGUACGAGGAGACGGUCGCCGACCUCCGGGCUGACCUGGCGGCCCUCCAGGAGCGUACGGCGGAGCUUGAAGCGGAUUUAGAGAGCCGUACAGCCCGUCUGUCCGAGGUGGAGGAGCGGCUGGCCACGUGCGACGCGGACUUGUCCAUGGUUCGCUCCCAGCUUGUGGCCACGGAGACGGAGGCGGCCAAGGCGGCGAGUGAGGCGGAGGCGGUGCAGCGGCAGAUGCGGCACGAGAUCACGGAUGCUGUGGCUGCGAGGCGGCAGGAGGAGACGAGGAGAGUGGAGGUGGAGAAGGAGACCACCGCCAUGGUGGAGCUCACCAAGGUGCUGGCCCGCACCAUGCAACUCCAGGGAAUGGACGGCGUGCCGGGAGUUGGCGACCGCUCCUGGGAGGCCAACGGGCCCCUGGGGGCGGCACAGAGGGUCCUGGGGCUGGCCGCACAACACGUGGGGACGUUGUACGGCAGUAAGGAGGAUCUGACGCGGGAUCUCCGUACGGUGCAAGUGAAGCUGGCCGAGGAAAAGGAAGUGAACUCCAAAUUGCAGCGCGACCUGUACGACGCUCGUACCACCGAGACUCGCAUGAUUCGCGAGAAGGAGGUGUUGGAGAUGAAGGUGGCCAACCUUGAGCACGACUUGCGUUCUUCUCAGAGUGACGCCACCCGCAGCAAGGCGGCUGCACAGGACAGCGAGGUGAAGCUGAAGAUGCAACAUGAGACUAUUGUGGCGCUGCAGGCGCAGGCUCGUGAGCUGGUCCCCCUGAAGAAGCGAGUGGAGGCUCUCUCCAGCGACUUGGAGGCCAGUCGGGCGAUGGAGGAGGAGCUGCGGAAUAGUCUGGACGUCACCCGGCGGGCGCUGGAACAGUCUGAGGAGCAGAGUCGCUACUACCAGAACGAGGUCCACAAGCUGCAGCACGAGGUGGGCUGUCUGCAGGACCAGAUCAAGGCCCUGCGGGUGAAGGAAGCCAGGCUGGCGGAGGUGGAGGCCAUCAAUAAGGACCUGGAAAAGCAGGUGUUGAACCUGCGUCACCAGCUAGACGUGACGGCGGAAAGCCACACAGACACUAUCCGACAGCUGGAACUGGCCAAAUUCUUUUUGCAGGGGAACAAGUUCAUAGCUCUCUUUUUUGCCAAGAGUUCCAAACACAUAUAUACGCUUGUGCACGCACACCUGACCAACCACCGUCGUACACUCACCAUGACGUACAACGCUUCGCAAUCUGGCCGGUUCGGCUCGCCGCCUGGCCGGUUCUUCCGUGCUUCCGCGGCUGCCAAUACCGGCAUCCCCGGCAUGCCGUACACCGACGGCGCUGCGUCCUUCGGUAGCCUGCCGCCGGGCCCGUCGCCACGCGCUCGUAGUACGGCACCAGGGCCCACGAGUAGCGGCAACGGCCUCCGCAACCGCCCCGGCAGCGCCAUCACACGUCCGGUUCCGGAGGAUGACGAGUUCGACGACGGGUACGACGACAACCUUGACGUGGGUCCGUCGAGCGAGGGCGGCGGCGUCGUCGCCGGCAAGAGUCCCCGCAGCCCGCGGCUCGGCCGCCAGGGAGCCAGAGCGGUGAGCGCUCAUGCGGCGUCGCCGCGGCGCGGCGGCGUCGGCGGCGGCGGCGGCGGAACUGGCAUCGGUAUGAGCCCGCUGUCGCCGCGGCGGCGCACCAGCGGCGGCAUCGCCGGCGGCGGCGGCAGCAGCGGCGCUCUGACGACGCGGUCGCCUCGGGUGAUCUCCCGCAUGAACUCCUCGGCGUUGCGGGAGGUGGAGAGUCGGCCCAUGUCGGGUUUCGGAGCCCAUUCGGUGACGGGACAAGACGACGACAGUGACGAAUACGCGACGGAGGUGUCGACCGUGGUUAUGGACAUUAUCGAGUCGCGCGGCCUCACCCAGCGCAUCCACCGAUCCACCAACAAGUGGGCCUCUGUAAAGAUUGGGAUCAUGGCUUGGUUCUCGAAGAGGCUGAGGGAGAGGCUGAGGGAGGUUUCGGAGCAACUGGCAGCCAAGGACCUGGAGAUUGCGCAGCUGCAUUACAACUAUGUGAAGGAGAUGCGGAUGCGUGAGGAGUUCAUCUGUACGGAGCUCAUACCCACCCUGUUACCUACCGUGGAAAGCGGCCUGAAGGACUCCCAGCGCGAGUUGCAGCAGCUGAGAGCCGAACUGCCCUCAGCGCGGAGGGAUCUGGACGCGCUGGCCGGGGCGUGUGCCGUACUGGGUUUCAGUCUGCAGGCGUACAGGGACAGGGAAACACACGCCGUGUGUGUGGGCUGUCAAACCGACACGGAGUGCCCGGAUGAGUGGUACCGCUUCGCCAACCACCUGCCCCCCCUGGCCCCCCGCCUGGUGCUGUCACUGCCCGCCCUGCUGGAGACGAUUGUACGGAUAUACGUACGGGCGGCUGGGACGGUGGAGGAGGUGCCCACCUGGGGCGCCCCCCGCCACGACACCAUCCACGACGCUAUCAUGGCGCACUACACCUCCCAGCGGGCACCCGGGACCUUCCGACUGGAGCUGCUGAAGGACCCCGAGUCGCCCGUGGCGCGACUGCUCACCUCGGCGCAGGCGCAGGCACGAAACACAAAGGUCGCCGCCUUCCUCUACUUCCUGAACCUCUCCCCGGAGGGUGUUCACUGGCCCGCGCCCUCCUGGCAUUUCUUCCUCCACCUCCUGCACUGCCUGCGGGUGCUGCUCAGCGGCACCUGGCGGAUUGUAACCAAGCGCUGGGGUACGGCGGAGGGGGUGCAGAUCCCCAUGCCUGCCGUACUCGAUUUGGUUGGCAACGUGUUCAACGUACAGACGCCGGGCGAGCUGGACGGCGCGCUCAGUGUACGACUGGCGGCGAUUGUGACUCCAGGGGUGGCGGGUCCGGCGGUUGAUUUGGAUGCGCUUUUGUUGCUAUUGAUACGGGAGUACAACGCGGACGCCGACGCCGCGGCCGGGGAGGCUACGGCGCCGCCGCGGCAUGGCGUUCGUUGGGGCCCUGCGGCCCUUCCGUCCCCUCAUUACCACCACCACCAUCAACAGCAACAGCAACAGCAACAACAGCACCACCAUCAGCACCCGCAAGGUCCGGGGGGGCAUAUGACUGUAAAUUUCCAGAUCAGCCACGAUCAGCAUUCCGCAGCAGUUGUAGCACAGGCACCGGCGGCGGCGGCGGCGGCGGGCCUACAGCCCACCCCGGGCGGGCCCCCUGGUGCAGGGUACGGCUACGGGUACGGUGGAGGGGACGGCGCUAACCGGCUGACAGCGCUGCCGCCUCCGCCACCGCGGCCCCGCAAGUACUGA
Volvox carteri f. nagariensis is the source of this 5121-nucleotide messenger RNA. RefSeq lists its product as uncharacterized. Lineage: Eukaryota; Viridiplantae; Chlorophyta; Chlorophyceae; Chlamydomonadales; Volvocaceae. Bases 1 to 5121 code for a protein of 1706 amino acids. The transcript is spliced from 25 exons. The record is from RefSeq and is a predicted model, not a curated record.